AUGAUGAAACCUAUUCUCCUACUUCUCCCAUCAAUCCUCACCGUUAAUCCCCCACUCCCAUCGCCAGACGGCUCAGAUUUCAUCCGUACGAGUUGCAACAGCACACUUUACCCCGACCUAUGCUUCUCAUCUCUCUCCACUUUUGCCAACUCCAUCCACAACGACUCAAACCGUCUCGCACGCGUAGCCAUCUCUCUCACUCUCUCCGACACUCUCCACCUUGUCUCCCACCUCCAAAACGCUUACGGCAACUGCGUUGACCAUGGUUGUGAUGGCCCAACCGCUGCUAUCAUAAAGGACUGUUCUGAGAAUCUUAAGGAUGCUGUCGACGAGAUGAGAGACUCGAUGAAGCAGAUGAAGGAGCUUGUUUCCACGGGCUCGGUCCAGUCCUUUAGGUUCCAGAUGAGUAACGUCAAGACUUGGCUCAGCGCAGCUCUCACUAACCAGUAUACUUGUACGGACGGAUUCGAGGACUUCCACGAGAAUGGCUCCAUCAAAGAUGACGUAUCCUCCCCACGGGUGGACGACGUUAAGAAGCUGACUAGCAUUGCGCUUGCUUUAGUUAAUCGCUACGCCGACAAGGCAAUACCUUAA
Molecule: messenger RNA, 594 nt
Organism: Brassica oleracea var. oleracea
Lineage: Eukaryota; Viridiplantae; Streptophyta; Magnoliopsida; Brassicales; Brassicaceae
Product: 21 kDa protein-like
Exons: 1
Coding region: 1-594 (197 amino acids)
Biological process (GO): negative regulation of catalytic activity
Molecular function (GO): enzyme inhibitor activity
Source: RefSeq, a predicted model, not a curated record